Molecule: messenger RNA, 1642 nt
Organism: Rhagoletis pomonella (apple maggot)
Lineage: Eukaryota; Metazoa; Arthropoda; Insecta; Diptera; Tephritidae
Product: dnaJ homolog subfamily C member 7-like
Exons: 6
Coding region: 305-874 (189 amino acids)
Biological process (GO): post-translational protein targeting to endoplasmic reticulum membrane
Cellular component (GO): TRC complex; membrane
Molecular function (GO): Hsp90 protein binding; molecular adaptor activity
Source: RefSeq, a predicted model, not a curated record
AAUCGUGGCCAUUCCUACGUGUAGAGUGGCUCGAAAUUUUUUCUUUUUCGUUUUGCUUAUAAAUAUUGUGAGAAAAAGUUGUUUGAAAGAAACCCAAAGAAAGUAAAAAAAAAAAAUUGUUUGGUCUUAAAAUAUAGAGGAAAUUUUGGAGUAUUGGUAUAUUGUGGUCAUAUCAUAUUCUUCGUGUAGUGUUUAUAAUUGCAAAUCGUUCCUUUGCCGAUAAUUAUCUACAAGUUGAAAAUCGGUAGUCGAAGCGUAAAAUUGGAACAGCGAAGUUGAGCAACUCCUACGUGACUUCUCUUUGAUGGAUGAAGUGAUUGUAUUAGAUAGUGACAACGAGCAGGACCAAUCAUCCGACAUGGAAGUAGAGACACUAGAAUUGGAUUCCGAGCAAAUCGUUCCCAAGGACAAUGCUACUAUUGCAGAGGAGAAAAAAAAGCUUGGCAAUGACCAGUACAAAGCACAGAAUUACCAGGCUGCACUUAAGCUCUACUCCGAUGCCAUUCAAUUGUGUCCCGACUUCGCUGCUUACUAUGGCAACCGCUCUGCCUGCUACAUGAUGCUUUCUAACUAUAUCAAUGCAUUGAACGACGCCCGUCAGGCUGUGAGAUUAGAUCCAAAAUUCGAGAAGGCAUACGUACGCAUCGCCAAAUGCUGCUUGCUAAUGGGUGAUAUGGUCGGUUGCGAACAGGCUAUCAAAAAAGUGUUGGAUUUGGACUCGCAAAGUAAUGCUGUUAAAUCAGAGCAACAGGGAUUGCAGCAAUUGCGUCAGCUGGAGAAGACGAUACAAACAAAUUACGAUUCCAAGGCUUUUCGCAAUGUUGUCUAUUACUUGGACAGCGCAUUGGCAAUAGCACCUGCCUGCCUUAGUUGAAAACUUACAAUUUGGUAUUAUCGAUAACAACUCAACCUGUAAAAAAAUUUUUGGUUGUAUUUAUAUCGUCUUACAACUUUUUUGCGGUAUUACCGUUUACCACCCUGUGCUAGUUCGGUUGACAAAAGUAUCGAAAAUCGACAACUCAUUACUAGCAGUUGUUUUGAACAAAUUUUUAAGCGAAAAUGGAAAGCGGAAAAAAUAAACUUACAACGAAACAACAGUUUGAAAACCUAGUUGAGCUGAUGGAGAAGCAUCCCGAAACUGGACGAGGCAAGCCGCAAUUUGGAAGCAGCAAAAGUAAAAGCAAGGGAUUGUGGGAGCAAUUUGCCAUAGAGCUAAACAGUUUAGGACCACCAACAAGAACUGCGCACGAGUGGGGACGAGUUUGGAUACACUAUAAGGCAAAUUUAAAAAGGAAGCUUGCCAACAAUCGCAGCAAUAUUCUUGCAACUGGUGGUGGUCCGUCGCAAGAAGUUUCUUUAAAUCCACUAGAAGAAAGUGUUGCGGAACUUAUUCAGAUAAAGGAACAAGUUGCACCCAGUGGCCGGGCGUUCGGGGUAGAGAAUAUACCACCGGUGAUGGAUGGCGAAGAAAUAGAAGACGGCUUAGUUGCAGCUUCGUCAAUGGUUGAUGAGCUCCAGGUAGCAAGCAUUGAAGAUCGGCCGUCUUCGUCAGCAUCGCGUGUACAAAAUCGCCGCAGAAGCUGCAAUUUAGAAACUGAGCGUCUAGAGCUCCUAAAAAUGCAGGCAGAAACGCAAAAAGAGG